Helianthus annuus (common sunflower) is the source of this 1118-nucleotide messenger RNA. Its product is annotated as polygalacturonase inhibitor. NCBI's taxonomy places the organism in Eukaryota, Viridiplantae, Streptophyta, Magnoliopsida, Asterales, Asteraceae. The coding region runs from base 67 to 1053 and encodes 328 amino acids. The record is from RefSeq and is a predicted model, not a curated record. The transcript has a single exon. Gene Ontology annotation, molecular function: protein binding.
UCUACAUAUAAAAGAGCUUCACCCUCCAUUUCAAAUCCACAACCUUUAUCAUCAUAGUCACUAGAUAUGACAAUGCUACUUCUUUUACUUCUUCUGGCUCCGGUUGUUGUUACCGCGGAGCGUUGUCACCCCGACGACAAAGCCGCCAUCUUAAAAAUAAAAGAUAGCUUCUCAAACGGGCGUGAGCUCUUGCCAAUGUGGACCGCAGAUCGCGAUUGUUGCAACACAUUUGAUUGUGACGAGACCACAAACCGUGUCAUAGACUUUUCCCUCACCAACUCUAACCUCGCGGGUCCAAUUCCCGAAGCAAUCGGGGAUUUGACGUAUCUCAAAACCCUUCGUCUUCACAAGAUGCCAUUUCUUAUUGGUCAAAUUCCGCGUAGCCUUACAAGACUCAAACAUGUAACAUUUUUCGAUAUAAGUUGGACCAACGUUUCGGGCCACGUGCCCUCGUUUCUUUCUGAACUCAAAAGUGUCAUGAUUCUUGAUCUUUCGUUCAACAACCUAUCGGGCCCAAUCCCACCCUCACUAGCCACACUACCGAAUAUGAUCGGGCUAGAUCUUAGCCGAAACCAGCUCACAGGGUCAAUCCCUGAAUCAUUUGGUCACCUUGCGUCUCCGGCUUUACAAGGACUAGGUUUAUCUCAUAACAUGCUCUCUGGUGAGAUACCUACAUCCAUUGGCAACAUGCAAAUAUAUAGGAUUGAUGUAUCAAGAAACAACUUGUCCGGGGAUGCAUCGAUGUUGUUUGGCUCAUCAAAGAAUACAUCCGAGAUUGACAUAUCGCGAAACAAUUUCGCUUUUGAUUUGUCACGGGUGACUUUCAUGGUUGACACGUUGGUAACGUUGGAUAUAUCACAUAACAAGAUAUACGGGGAAAUACCGUCUCAAAUAUUGGAAGCUUACAUGUUACAAAGUCUUAACGUUAGUUACAAUCGGUUAUGUGGCACGAUUCCUUCACCGUGGAAACUCAAGUAUCGAUCAGAAGGCUUCGAUAACUCCUCGUUCUUACACAAUAAAUGUUUGUGUGGACCGCCACUCGCGCAAUGCUAAUAAAAAUACGCAGUUUGUUAACACAUUUUCUUCAUGGUAUGAACAUUUAUUAUUUAGUAUGAUUA